AUGAUUUCAGUAUCACUUUGCCAUCGCAGGAACCAGGAUGUAGUGGAAUUGCUUCAUUCUGAAUGCGGAGGAUUCGCCGUGACAGGCAAAUAUUCGAACCGAUGGACCAUGAUGAGAAGGAGAAAAAAAAAAUUGCUCCAAUGGUUGUCCACGUGGUGCUGUGCUGUUGUUGGUCCCUGCGUAAAAGAUACAGGUCGGAUCUUGCGUAGCAAUUUUGUAGGAAAUGGGAUUGUGGCAGGGGGCGAAAUAAGGAUGCCUAAAUCUCGGGCAGGGUAUCUGAGACUUUGUGGCGCCGCGAAACCUGGGGAUAGGAUGGGAUGA
Messenger RNA from Pochonia chlamydosporia 170, 321 nucleotides. RefSeq lists its product as hypothetical. Bases 1 to 321 code for a protein of 106 amino acids. The transcript has a single exon. NCBI's taxonomy places the organism in Eukaryota, Fungi, Ascomycota, Sordariomycetes, Hypocreales, Clavicipitaceae. The record is from RefSeq and is a predicted model, not a curated record.